CCAACCGCUGUGUUUCAUCUAUUCCUUCUUCGAGACGACUGUAAUUUCUCCUGGGAGCCCACCGCCCAGGCCGUAUCUGGACAUCGUGGAGAAAUAACACCAAACAGAGGAAGCGCCGAUACACACAAAAUACAGAUACGUUCAAUGUUACAAAAUCUGAGAGCGAAGAAGCUGCACUAAUUUUAACUACAACCAACGAGCCCAGCACAUCGCGGCACCAUCAACAACCAAGAUAACACUAGCAGGGGCUACGGUUCUGCUGCAAACUAUGCAAGCUGUUAUGUUAUAAUUGCACGAUCUUUAAUGUGUCCAUUUGUACCUUGAAUCGGAGAUUCGCUUCGGAUUAAUCUUCAGAUUUCGCAUUUGACGGGUCUGUUUGAUCUCUGCACGGGACGCUCUGGAAGCCCGGGGAUUAUCUCUCUACGAAGAAGAAUGGAUGCUAUAUUAAAAUAAUAAUAACAACAGCAUCGACGCGAUGACCAGCGGCUGAACUGCGCUGCUCAAAAGCCUCUCUUUGCUACAACUUUUUGUGGGGGGCUUGUCAGUUUCACUUGCCAAUGGAUGAGUUUCAUCCGUUCAUUGAGGCGCUCCUGCCCCAUGUGCGGGCCUUCGCCUACACCUGGUUCAACCUGCAGGCACGCAAGCGCAAGUACUUCAAGAAGCACGAGAAGAGGAUGACGAAGGACGAGGAGCGCGCGGUGAAGGACGAGCUGCUGGGCGAGAAGCCUGAGCUCAAGCAGAAGUGGGCGUCGCGACUUCUGGCCAAACUGCGCAAGGAUAUCCGGCCGGAGUGCCGUGAGGACUUCGUGCUGACCAUCACUGGGAAGAAGCCACCGUGCUGUGUGCUCUCCAACCCCGACCAGAAGGGAAAGAUGCGCCGCAUCGACUGCCUGCGCCAGGCCGACAAGGUGUGGCGCCUGGACCUGGUGAUGGUCAUCCUCUUCAAGGGCAUUCCGCUGGAGAGCACGGACGGCGAGCGGCUGGUCAAAGCCGGCCAGUGCAGCAACUCCAUUCUCUGUGUCCAGCCGCACCACAUCAGCGUCUCCGUCAAGGAGCUGGACCUCUAUCUGGCCUACUUCGUGCAGGAGAGAGAGUCAGAACAGAGCAGUAGUCCGCGUACAGGUAUUGGCUCAGACCAGGACGACAGCAGAGCGACCCCCAUGGAUGGGCCUGAGUUUCAGGACAGCUUUGUGACGUCAGGAGUUUUUAAUGUAACGGAGCUGGUGCAAGUGUCCCGAACUCCUGUGAUCAGCGGCUCCGGACCCAACUUCUCCCUGGGGGAGCUGCAGGGACACCUGGCCUACGACCUCAACCCCUCAGGGGUCGGCUUGAGGAGAACCCUGCCCAGCACCUCCUCCAGCGGGAGCAAGAGGCACAAAUCAGGAUCCAUGGAGGACGAUAUCGACACCAGCCCGGGGGGCGAGUACUACCCCUCGCCCAGCUCACCUGCCAGCGGCUCCCGAAACUGGCAGGAGGACAUGGAGGGGGGGAUGUCCCCCACAGUGAAGAAGACAGAGAUGGACAGCCCGUCUCCCCAGGACAGCUCCCCACGCCUCAGCUUCACACAACACCAUCGGCCUGUCAUAGCAGUGCACAGCGGCAUCUCCAGGAGUCCACACCCCUCCUCCUCUCUGCAUUUCCCUGCCACCUCCAUCCUGCCCCAGUCAGCGUCUUCCUACUUCCCGCACACCGCCAUCCGCUACCCGCCUCACCUGGGCUCCCAGGACCCGCUGAAGGACCUGGUGUCCCUGGCCUGCGACCCCUCCAGCCAGCAGCCUGGUCCGCUGAACGGCAGUGGCCAAGUGAAGGUGCCUAGCCACUACAUCUCCUCCCAGAUGCUGGCCCCCCCACCCCACCCUGCCAUGCCCCGCCUGACGCUGCCGCCUGACUCCAAACCUACCACCACCACCUCGGAAGGAGGGUCCAAUUCUCCUACAUCACCCACGUACUCAGCCCCCGGGACACCCCCUGCCAACCGCUCCUUUGUAGGCAUUGGCCCACGGGACCCUGGCGGACUCUAUCAGGCUCAGUCCUGGUAUCUGGGGAACUGAGGAACACUUUUGGAUAAUCCUAAGAGGCAUGGACACAUGGAUCUGAGAUUCUUUUUUUUGUGGAAAUAUGAAUGCGAUGCAAGAGGGAAAACACAUGUGUGUGCAUGUGUGUGUAUGUAUCUGCAUAUAUGCACACACGUGCACAUACAGACACAAAAGAUAUUUCAGCUGGCUGUCUCGAAGGAAGAGGAAGAGGCAGAGACAGGGGAAGAGGAUGUCUGGAGCAGCAGGGAUGAACAACGGAGCUUGGAGCAUCCGGCCUCAGCACCCCCUCAGCUAAUCAAGGUGCUGCUUCCACAUAUAUGCAAAAUACAUCUCUUUUCUUUUCUUAAUCAUCAAGAAGGAGGAGAUCAAAAGAGAUGCUCGUUUCGUUUGUGUUUUCCUGAAGCGUGAGGCUGCUGGCUGUCCCUGUUUCUGGUGGAUAGGAACUGUGUGACAGGGACAGUCAGAGCUGCUCAGGAGCCCCAUCACUCAACAUUGUCACAAGAAAGGAAAAAUGUCAUUGAAUUUGUUAGACAAUCAUCUAUGCCUCUUAUUUAUUUUGCUUCUCCCAUUGAAUGGGAGUGAUGUUCAGAGAGCGCCCUCUGAUGGCCACCUGCUGUCCUGCAGCUGGCGCCUGCAUUUGGGGAUUGUUGUGCUCUGCUUGCUGCCUGGUGAUCAGAGCCGUGUGAGAGGAGGGCACUGUGGCUGAUCACUCUGCAGGAACUUACACAAGAGCAAGAAGCAGGUUCUGGAUGAUAAGCCAUCAAAAGCCCUCAGCAUCAC
Molecule: messenger RNA, 2816 nt
Organism: Megalops cyprinoides (Indo-Pacific tarpon)
Lineage: Eukaryota; Metazoa; Chordata; Actinopteri; Elopiformes; Megalopidae
Product: nuclear factor 1 C-type-like
Exons: 11
Coding region: 558-2051 (497 amino acids)
Biological process (GO): regulation of transcription by RNA polymerase II
Cellular component (GO): nucleus
Molecular function (GO): DNA-binding transcription factor activity, RNA polymerase II-specific; RNA polymerase II cis-regulatory region sequence-specific DNA binding
Source: RefSeq, a predicted model, not a curated record